GGACACCCUCAUAAAUACUAUCAAGAAGUAUCCUACCCCGCAUUCACUCCAAAAAAAGAUCAUGCCCGUGCCACUUCCUGAGUGGCUUACUCUUCGUCCAUCAAUCAAUCAGUCCGUAUCACUCAGAAUGUACGGGUACGGUACGUGGCCCGCUAACGCUGCAUACAAGACCGGCGUCCCGGACGCAGGCCCGGGAGGACUGAAGCCAGUCACGACCUGUACACGUGCUAUAGUGGGUGUAUUAUCUCUCUCAAGAAUCUUGGCGACUCUCGGGCUGCCUCUCGCUGGACAAUUAAUAAUGUGUGCUGCUAGAUCCCACCGCCAUUACAGAUCUACAGGAAAAGACCAGAGAAAGAAGAAUCAUAAUUUGCAGCAACAGCAUUCUUUGCCCAUUUCUACCUUUGCAAACAUUCCCACUGUAGCAUCAAUGCAUAUCAGUGUACCUGCUCUUAUACCCACAUCUGUCACAUCUUUACCACUGCCAAAACCUACAACUGUGCCUAUCUUUUCUCCUACACCCAUGCCCAUACAUACUCCAAUGCCCAAACCUCCAACUGUACCUAUUGUUACUCUCACAUCUAAUCACACUGUAAAGCCCAAACCUACAACUGUACCUAUUGUUACUCUCAAAUCUAAUCACACUGUAAAGGCCAAAACCUCAUCUGUAUCUAUUGUUUCUCCCAAAAACACAUCUGUACCUAUUGUUACUCUCAUGCCCACAUCCAUACAUAUUCCUAAAUGCACAUCUGUACCUAUUAUUACUCACAUGCCCACAUCCAUACAUAAUGCUAAAUGCACAUCUGCACCUAAUGUUACACCCACAUCCAUUCACAAAAGUACUUUUAAGUGCAAACCUACAUCUGUACCAAAUGAUACUCCCACACACACAUCCACUCUCCAGCCCAAGCCUACACCUGUACCAUUAGUCAUGCCCAUGCCCGCAGCUGCACCACAGCUGUUAUCUACUAGAAUACCUAAAAAUGUGGUGCGGUUCGUGUGUAUCAGUGACACUCACAAUAAAACUGACAUUCUACCAUUUCCUAUUCCUGAUGGUGAUGUUUUGCUUCAUGGAGGGGAUUUCACUAUCAAAGGAAAGCUACAUGAAGCGCUGGUGUUCAAUGACUGGCUAGGUCAUUUGCCCCACAAACACAAGGUAGUGAUUGCUGGCAACCAUGAUAGACUUUUCGACAAGAACUUCAAGCAGUUUACAGCCGACUCUAGAAAGGUGUUCACAAAUGCCAUCUACCUACAGGACCAGCACACAUCCAUAUACGGCAUCAAAAUCUACGGUGCACCUUGGACUCCCGAGUAUCACAACUUGGCCUUCAACUUGCCUCGAGGACAACCUUGUCUUGAGAAGUGGUCACUUAUCCCAAAAGAUACCGAUAUCCUCAUGACGCAUGGACCACCAUGGGGCCAAAGAGAUUUUACAAAAGGAAAGCAACAUGUUGGAUGUGAAGAUCUACUGGCAGUUGUACAAAAUAAAGUUAUGCCAAAAUAUCAUGUGUUUGGCCAUAUUCAUGAGGGUUAUGGCAUGACCAAGACUGGCAGAACAGUGUUUGUGAACGCUGCCAUGUGCAAUAUCCACUACAAGCCCAUCAACCCUCCAAUCGUAUUUGACCUGCCUCUUCCACGAGGAUAUACGAAAAAUUAAUGCCUUCUAUUUUUGCUCCUCGGAUGAACAUAUCUACUUCCUUGUUGAUGAUUUGAGUAUUAUUUAUUAUUUUAUUUGAUAAUUAUCUGAAGUUUGAGUACUGUACCAAUAUUUAUAAAUGGUGGAUAUGCAUACAUUUUAGCAGUAAUAAAGUUGUAUAUUUUACAUGAUGUAUUUUUGUCUGUCUUUGUAUGCUUAAAAUAAAUAUACAAUAUUA
Procambarus clarkii (red swamp crayfish) is the source of this 1871-nucleotide messenger RNA. Its product is annotated as metallophosphoesterase MPPED2. Gene Ontology annotation, molecular function: hydrolase activity. NCBI's taxonomy places the organism in Eukaryota, Metazoa, Arthropoda, Malacostraca, Decapoda, Cambaridae. The record is from RefSeq and is a predicted model, not a curated record.